AUGUCAUCUUUGCGUGUUUUGGUUGUGGGCGAAAAUCCCAAUGUUCUGCUAUACGCGUGGCGAAUUCAGCAGUCAAAAAGUGUGAGUUUGACAUUUCUCAGCAGCUCGAAGUCUGCCGAGUUUAGCGUGCGAACGGCUCAGUAUGGCAGCGACAGGUUUCGGUUCGAGCAGCACUUCGAAAAUGUGGAACAGAUGCUGGCCAGCGCGGACGGCAAUUCCCGAGUUUUUGAUCUCAUUAUUCUCAGCGCAAAGUCGUUGCAAGAAAUGUCUAGUCUAGCUGCAAAACUAAACCCAGUUUUGAAUCUAAACACCAAAAUUUUGGUCGAAAGUUCGGGAUUCGUGCACCUUGAGCCCUUUGUCAAGAUGUCUAUUGAGUUCGGGCAGCUCAAAGUAUUUUCUGUCAUGUGCGACUUUGACUUUCGCCAGAUCUCUUCGUCCCAGUUUGCACAGGCCUCGCACCAAUUGGCACCAUGUAACAUCUUUCUCGGGGAGGCCGGUGUGAAGGGCGGUGUCAAAUACUCAAGCGAUAAUGUGGCUCUCCUGGAAACUUUCAAAAGACUAUUCGUGAAGCUCUUUCCCCAGGACAAUGUUCAUGUUUGCAACUUUGCAUAUGCGGAAUUUUUAUCACAGCAGUGGAAACUGGCACUUCCUCGCAUUUGUUUUGAUCCUUUGUACAUUCUUCUUGAGAACUCGCGGCCCGAAGAAUUGAACGAGCAGAUUUUAGCUAAGCCGUUGAUAUCAGGGCUAGUGACAGAAAUAAUUACUGUGACUAAGACCAUGGGCGCUAAGCUUCCUGUGGGUUUUGACAAUGAAAAAGAUCUGUUGCAGCAAUGGCUCAAGACGACUAACAAUGAGCAGCCCCAAUUGGCAUAUCAUUUUCUGCAAAAGACUGCACCUUUGAAUGUUGAUAUGCUUCUUUUGCAGCCUAUAUUACUUGCUGACGAUUACGGAAUAAAAACUCCAUAUUUAGAGUUCCUUUAUUCUAUGAUGUGCCAGUACCAGAAGAUAAAUGAUGGGGAUUCCAUAUUAUUUACCAGGGCCAGCUCACAGUCGAAGCUCACGGAGGAAUUAAGAAGACUCGAUCUUGAGCAAAACAGCUUGAAAUCUCAGCUCCAGUCCGCUCAAUCUACUUUGGCAACCACCAACCAAACUCACUUGGCGCAAAUAAAGGCCAAGGAGAACCAAGAACAAGGGCAUAAAAACGAAAUUGCAUAUCUAAAGGGUCAGAUCACAAAGAUUAACAGUGAAUUGUUAAAUGAGCAGCGUAAAGUCAGUAUCCUAGAGGCAAAUCAAAGGAAACAAAUAGAGCAACAGCAGCAGCGUCAGUUACACCAAAAAGCACAACAGAACGUACCACAGCCACAGCCUCAGCAGCAGCAGCAGCAGCAGCAGCAACCUUAUCAACAGAGGUCCCUCCAGGAAGGUGUAAGCCCCACGGACCCGGUCAGCAACAGCUCGUCCGCUGGCACUCCUAAUCUUCGUGAACUAGAGGAUAUUGCAGUUUAUGGAGUCCAUUAUGGCAUGUCUCCGACGCAAGAACGCCAAGUAGAUGUGAAAGACUCAGAAUCAGAUAUUCAGACUGCGCCUGUUAACGUAAAUGGAACGCAUUCUGCUGGAGCCCCUGGUACUGUCUCCACUGUUGAAGGUGGGGAUUCCAUUCUGCGUGAACGCGAGCUCGAAUUACGCAGGCGCGAACUGGAAUUGCAAGAAAAAGAGCAAGAACUCCAAAGGAGAGCAGCCGCUAGACCAAGACCCGCAAAAUAUCAGAGCGCCCCCAUGAUACAACCUGGCCCUAUACCUAAUGGUCAUGGUUCAAGAAAACCUUCUUACUCGCAUGCGAGCACGAGAAACAAUAGGCAAAUGCACGGUGCUUCUCAAAGCAUUAUUACGCAAAUGGCUGAUCCAAUAACUAUGCAAAUAAGCACAGGGCAGCCCUCCCCUCUGCCUGGGCAACUUGGACCUGCUAUUGGAAGUCCUUUGGGCGGUCCGCCUGGUUCUCAAGGUCAUCAUGCGCACCAAUUCAAGACUACCAGUCGUAAGAACAGGCGUAGCAACAUGCCCAAUCUGCGCCAUGCUUCUAGCGUAGACGUUUUGUCUAUGGCUGGCACGGGCGCCGCACCACAAGGUGCACACCAGCCCUCAGCUGCUAACAGUUCGGGCACACGAUUAAACUCGAUGAUGGGCAAUGGUCCUCCACCCGCCAUCGUGCUAAACAAACCGCAGAGUGGGAGCAAUUUGCAAUUGAACAAUGUACCAAAUCAAUCUUCUCACGGCUUCAGGGUGGGGCCUCCUUACUCUAAUGGGUCCGGAUCGUCACUGCCACCGCAGCAACAGCAGCAACAACAACAAAGACAGAUAAGCUCUAGUACCGUGCUUGCUGAGGAUCCUGUCCAGGCAAACAUCUCCUCUCACACAGUGGUCCAUAACCCUGUUACGCAACAAGCUUUGAACGGCCAUUCCAGUGGGUCUUCAAUGUCUGCAGAGUCACCGUCAGCAAUGUCACCUAGCGACAACUUGAAUGUCAGUGAACCCUCUCCCAUCUCAGUUUCGGAAGCUCAUGGCCAAGAGAACAAUUUACAAUCUACUCGAGAUUCGAGCACGAUGCUUGACUCGGGCUUUGAAUUGAAUCCAAAAGAAGCAAAAAAGAAGAAGUCUAAGUUUGGUUUGUUCGGCAAGAAACGGAACAAGCAUUGA
Molecule: messenger RNA, 2694 nt
Organism: Lachancea sp. 'fantastica'
Lineage: Eukaryota; Fungi; Ascomycota; Saccharomycetes; Saccharomycetales; Saccharomycetaceae
Source: the annotation of a GenBank genome assembly